AUGAGCGAGAAACAGGAUUUAGCUCGUGCCACGGAUCUCAGGCGAAUAGUUUACUUCGGUAUUGCUGUUUCCACUCUUGCCAUCACUACGGCAGUUAUCGGCAUUCCUCUACUAUGCCUCUACCUCCAAAAUGUUCAUUCGAAUGUUCAUGAAGAGCUAGCAUACUGCCGUACGAGAACGCAUGGAAUUCGUAGCGAGUAUAGUAAAAUCCAAUCCGACCGAGGACAACGGCAAAAGAGACAGUCAUGCUGUUCUUGUGGUAUUGGUGCCGUUGGCGCAAUCGGACCUCCUGGCCCAGAUGGUGAACCCGGCGCUGACGGCCAUCCCGGACAUCCUGGUGCACCUGGUCCUGAUGUCAAAGAUGAAAAAGCAGUCCCAACAGAAGCGGAUUUCUGCUACGAAUGCGAACCUUCACCUCCUGGACCUCCUGGUGUUUCCGGACCCAUGGGCCCAAUGGGACCCGUUGGGCCCCCGGGAGAGCCUGGUUCGAUCGGACUGCAAGGAAAUCGCGGACCUCCUGGUCCUCAAGGAGCACCUGGCAAGCAAGGCGAGCAAGGUCCAGCGGGCCCCACCGGCAAUCCUGGUGCCGUUCGGACACUUCCAUCUCCUGCUGGAGUAGUUGGACCUGAAGGACCCGAAGGUCCACAAGGUCCUCCAGGACAGCCAGGAAACCGUGGUCAUGAUGGAAUGAAUGGUCUUAUGGGACUUAUUGGAGAUAAUGGACCGGACGCCCCCAAUGGCAAAGAUGGCGACGAUGGGCCACCUGGAACGCCUGGAAAGGACGGUUCCAAAGGAUCGUGUGAUCACUGUCCUGUCCCACGCACACCACCUGGCUAUUAA
Messenger RNA from Cooperia oncophora, 840 nucleotides. NCBI's taxonomy places the organism in Eukaryota, Metazoa, Nematoda, Chromadorea, Rhabditida, Trichostrongylidae. The record is from the annotation of a GenBank genome assembly.